Thamnophis sirtalis is the source of this 1139-nucleotide messenger RNA. The record is from RefSeq and is a predicted model, not a curated record. Lineage: Eukaryota; Metazoa; Chordata; Lepidosauria; Squamata; Natricidae.
UUGUUUGGCGUCAUUCAAGGAAACAAACUUGGAGUUCUCAUCGAAACAUCCAGCGUAGAUUAUGGAUCAGGACUGCAAGGACUUCAAAUGGAUCUCUUGGCAUUAAUUAACGAGCAGCUGCAUUACAUGAAAAAACUCUACUUUAUUUCAUUCGGAAGUGAGACCUCAGCUCUGUGGGAGGAACCGCGCACCGUCAAUGAGGAUCGAUUAAAUGAAGCCAGGCAGUGGGUCCAGGAGCUGGAACCUACCAGAGGCUGCAAUUUGCUAAAAGCUUUAAAGAAAGUCCUGCUGAUGAGAGAAUUGGAUUCACUGGCGAUCAUAGUUGGAACCUGACUUGCAACAGCACAGAUAUUCAGCUAGUUCUUUCUGAGCGGCAGAAAGCAGAGAGCGUGCUGGAGGUUGUGAACGAGAUCUACGAGGGCAGGAUGGGUGACUCGCUCUUCAAUUUAGUGACAAACAAUUCAGCGGAGCGCAUGAGGUCGUCAUCUCUGGUGCAACUGUCCAAACCCUUCCAGCACGAGCGCCUUCUUGCAAUCCAGAUCCCCAACCUCUUGGCCAAAUCUUCCGCGGAGUGGUUGAAAACCAAUGGAUUGCGAGCCAAGAAACUCAGCCUGUACCAGGUCUUAGCCCCCAACGCUUUCUCGCCCGUGGAAGAAUUUGUGCCGGUCCUUCGCAAAACAGUCUCGUCCACUCUGCACGGGAAAGCCAUGAUGCAGUUUGAAUGGCACGAUGGGACCAUGAAAAACAUUCACGUCGAUCCUCCGAUAUUAUACGAUUACCAGAAGCAACUCAGGCAGACGGUGAAGAUGUACGAGAGACGCAUUGAUUGGCUGUCUCUUUCCAGCAGAAGAAUUUGGGGAACAGUUUGUGAAAACAGGUACCAAGAUUGGACUUCCAUCCAGUUCAAAUGCCAUCUUGCCUUUUAUUUCUACAUCUAUCUGUUCCUCUUGUCCAAUCCCUUUUCAAUACUUCACACCCUGGUUUAAUAGGAGGGAAACUUCCCGGUCCAUGUGCUAAAAUAAUACCGUGUUUUCCCCAAAAUAAGACCGGGUCUUAUAUUAAUUUUUUUAUCCAAAAGACGCAUUAGGGCUUACUUUUGAGGAAAUACAGUAAUUAUUUAUUAUUUAUUAUAAUGUAUA